Molecule: messenger RNA, 3212 nt
Organism: Paramormyrops kingsleyae
Lineage: Eukaryota; Metazoa; Chordata; Actinopteri; Osteoglossiformes; Mormyridae
Product: fibrinogen-like protein 1-like protein
Source: RefSeq, a predicted model, not a curated record
AGCCGGCUGGAACUGUGGAGCUGGGAGAUGCAUGAUCCUGCUCAAUCAUAUAACUGCUUUCAAGGAGGCUUAGUUCCUCUCAGUGGGAAAAAAGAAACAGUGUACUAUCAGAAACCUUCCGCAAUCCUUUUAUUUAAACAAAACAGACAACUGCAACAUGAGCUUUGUGAUCUCUGCUGGCGUUCACCCAAUCAGAUCACUCCAAAGCGGUCUUCCGCUUUCCACACAGGUUCAGAUAAGCACACACUUUAAACCUUAGCGGCUCUAAGGAGCAAAGUGGGGGCUGAAGUCCGACGGAGAUGAGGAGCCAGGUGUGAACGACGCCGCGUCCGUUUGGACUCUGAGUCUCCGACUGCCAACUUGCAUGGCUGUGUUUGUUCUGUGCCUCAAGGUGCAGUCAAAGUACAGCUCGAGUAAGAGUUGCCACAGCUGUCAUCAGAGAGAGUCGGUGACACUCAAAGCUCGAACUGUUACUGUGUCGGUCCAGCACUAGGGGCUUGGGUUUCUGGCCUCAGCGUUGACUCGCAGGGAGAUGUGGGGGAAGCUGAUGAUUACUGGGGUUUGGCUGAGAGCUCUCCUGCUCCCUGCGCUGUGCUUGAUGGGGGCUCACUGUGAGUUUCCCCAGGCCAAGAACAUCCACCUGCUCUACCACGAAGAGCUCAAACUGGUCCUCAACCCGGGUCUCCAAGAGUUCCCAGGGGACUGCUAUGACAUCUGGCGGGAUUCUGGGGGCCAGGCGCAGGAUGGGGUGUAUCUCAUCCAGCCAGCAGACUCCCUCGUCGUGGUGCAGUGCGCCAUGCAGGACGGGGGCUGGACCGUAGUGCAGCAUAUCACCGUCAACAGCACGGUUGACUUUGACCGCACCUGGGAUGAGUACAAGCUGGGCUUCGGGGUCCUCACUGGAGAUCACUGGCUGGGCAAUGAAUAUCUGCACCAGCUCACCCGUCGGCCUGGCCGCUACAAGUUGGGAGUGAAGCUGGUGGACAAAGACGCGGUCACCAAGACGGGCGAGUACGACCCGGUGCUGGUGGAAGGUGAGGACGCCCAAUACAGACUCCGCUUGGGGCUGUUUCAGGGCACUGCCGUGGACGCCCUCACUCAGGACACAGAGAACUAUCUGCAUGACAACCAGAAGUUUACCACCAAGGACCGCGACAACGACAACUAUUUCCAGAACUGCGCCAAGCUGGAAUUCCAGGGAGUGCCCGGAGGUGGCUGGUGGUACGAUUCCUGCGCGGGUGCCAAUCUCAACCGGCGGAAUGUCAUCUACUGGCAGAAGGACUGCAAUAAGGAGCAUCUCUGCAAGUAUGCCUGGAUGAUGGUGAAGCCGUCGGCUGCCGGCAAAGGCAUCAGACCUGGCAGCUGUCAGAAGGAUGAGCUGUGAUGAAAUCCGGCAUGAUGAAAAUCUGGGAGACGUCUGCUGUAGGGAGUAUGAACUGGCCAAUUAGGAGAGAGGGGGCAGGACAGUGAAUGGAUUCUAUAUGCAGCUCAAUCAAUAUUAUCGCUUAAUCUUUCCUGUCAUCAAGCCCAGGGUUUUAAUCGAAUUACUCCAGUUUUUGCAAAUUUCAUAUUUUAUGUAGGUCCAUAUUCCUAAUACACAUACAUCCUUAAGAAAUAGCCAACAUUACAAAUCAUUUAUUUCUUUUUUGUGGGGGGGGGGGGCAGUGAGAAUAUGUAAAGAGAAAUGUAAAUUCCUGAGAUGCCCUAAAGGUGAUGAUACACAAGGCAAGAUUUUGAGCAUGUUGCCAGGCAACUGCCAACCACGUGAGACAGAGGGCAACUCAUCUGCAUCUGAUCUGCCGAUCAAAGUUUUUCAAGUAGAAAACAAUUGCCCAAUAUCAAUGGAAAAGUGUCCACGCAGCAUUGCUCAAAAAGUUGCCCUGUAUAUCAUCACUCUAACACUGUGAUUACAUUUUUUGCUGAUAUGUACAAUUGAAGGGGGCUGACAUAUAUCUUGUCUUUUGAAUGUUUUAGCAUAACAACCAAGUAGCCAUUUUAUGUCAGUCACUUUCUGAAUGUUCCUGAGUAGGGAUAUUUAUAGCCACGUUCCUGUUUCACAUCAUAUUUUGUACAGUACCAAAGUCGGCAUAUAUAUAAAAUCAAGUUUGUUAUUAAAAGUAAUUAUAAUAUGUGAAACUGAGACGAGGUAACACGCUAAUGAUGUGAAGCCAGAAGGUACGUCUAGAAUAUUUUGACGUUUUGAAGGGCUGUAUAGAAGAACAAAAUCAGGCACACGGGUCAUAAGCCAAACUUUAGAACAAAGAAACCCAGCAUCGUGUGGUAAUUAAUACAGUUUUUUCUACUUUUAAGUAUCGCUAAGGACAAAAUGCUACAACAACAGAUUCAUUGUUAGAUUGAUCCAACUUACCUUCCUAUAAGAAUCUGGGGCGUUAUUGAUUCCACAGUCCUUAUGAUACAGUCAGAAGCAAUCAAACUGCAGGUCAGACCAGUGCGCCAUCAACCUAUGCUCACAUAGGUUUCCACAUACCUGAACCAGUUUCCAUUGCACAUACAUUCAAUCGUACAGCUACUUCUAACUCGAACCACUCAAUUUCCACAUUAACUGGUUUGUUUAUUUUUUUUAAAAAUCUGAAAAAUGCAACAUUCUGCUGCAAUUUUUACUAUUACAUUUUCUGGCCUCAUUUUCUAUCCUGAAUAUAUUACAUGUUAUUCUUCAAUAUGCAGAAAAGAAUGUACUUCACAUGGUGUGCUACUGUUAGAAGAAAAAGUUGUAUACAGGAGCCUAUUCAUGUGACAGACAUUUUACAACUGCACCUGUUAAAGGCUUUCAUGACAAAGAGUAAGCUCUUGAUAUGCAGAGUAGACACGAUCAGACUGUACAUAUACUGUAACCAUAGCAGAGUCAUACAUGCCAGUACAAAAUGUGGGUAAUAAUAGCAGGAGGAAGAAUCUGGUGAAUGUAACACAACUGACUGAAGCUCUGUCUAUCUGGGCCUCAUAAAGACCUAAUACAGGUGUUGGGAACAUCCAGGGAAAUGUUGAUCUUUUUUGUCUUCUCCAUGGAAAGAAACAAAAUAUAAAUGAGAAUCAUUAGUAUUGUAAGUAAUAAUAUAAUGUUACAUCAUCAAAACGUUUGAUUUGUCAUUGCUUGUCUAUUGACAAUUUUUUGACUCCUGUGUUUUUAUUACUGGGUUAACUCAUGGAUAACUCGUAUUGCAAGACAAUAAGAUUCAGCCUAGUUGCACUCUCAG